GGGAAAUGAUAUUGAAAAAAAAAAAUAAUACUGAGACACUCUUAAAACAUCAGCAGGGAUAACAGCAGAAAAAUGGAGUUGGGUCUAAUAAAUCUAGACUGCUUGUUUCAAAUUCAUUUAAGUAAUUUUAUCAAUUAAUAGACAAUUUUGAUAAUGUCUUUGGCUGAUGGAGAGUAUGACAUCGAUCUAUCGGGAUUGAUAGAUGUCCCCAGCACUUCGUCCAACUCGUUUGGACAAAAUAUAGCCCUAAGGUACAACUUUAUACCUGAUUCUAUGGAUCAAUCAAAACCAUUGAGAUUAUAUCAGAAUGAUCAAAGUUGCUUGUUGAAAGCUAAAUCUACUGAUGGUGGGGAUGUGAAACCUAUUAUAUUUGAAGGAACUCCUCAGAGAGCUUCUAAUACUGUUAAUGAUUCAUAUUUCCUUACCUACACGGCUGACAAAGACAAUACAGUACAAUUAAAGAGAUUACAAACCACUUAUAGAUUAAGUAAGUCAAGAAAUGUAGCUCAGUUAUUACCCAAAAUUCAACAAUGGGAUAAAGAGUAUACUGUGGUAACACCAGUUGAAAAAACUGUCAGACCAAAAAAGACGAAGAAAAGCAUUCCAAAAUCAGUACCCAAGCCACCACCGCCACCAUCUACAAGUCUAAAAAUAGAUCAAGUGCCAAAGGUUUCAUCUAAGAGACCUCCAACCGCAAAUAGCACUCCCUUAGAGGAGCCUAUAAUAAAUGAGUCUGAUUUUGAUGAUCUUGAUGAUCAAAUACGGAUGGACGAUUCAGAUGAUAAAGAGUUGGAUUUCCCAAUCAUAAGCUUUGAUAAUAAAGAAGAAGAUAAAGUAAAGGCACCUGCAAGAAUUAGAAAGCCUUCUCCAGAGGUGGAUACUAGGCGUCGUACAGCUUCUAAGAAGCUUUCUAAGAAACCAGCAACAAAUAUGGAAAAAUCUACAUCGCUUGGUAAAGCAAAAGUUAUAGAAAAGGUUAGUAACGAUAUGGACAUGGAUGAUGAAUUCAAGGAUUUGGAAGAUCAGUUACAGGAAGUUUUAGAGGAAGAUGAUGAUGAUGAUGAUGAUGAUGGAAUCACUGUUACGCCUCCGGAUCAACUCAAACUAAAUAUAGAUAGUGAUGAAAGUGAUAUUGACGAUUUUCAGUAUGGUGGAAUAAAAAUUGAAGAUGAUACAGUAAAGCCUAAAAAGAAGAACCGGUUUAAUGUUCUUAGUAAGCCUGUUGAAGGCAGACCUACUAGUUUAAGAGACUUUGUUGGUGGUGAAAAGAACGAUGAUGAUCUUAGUGUAAGUGAGGAAGAAUAAUAGAUUCGUUUAUAAUUAAUAAUGGAUUACAUAGCAUAUUUAUAAAACGUAGCUCGAUACUAUACGAGUACAAAACACAGGUUAAUACACAUAUUAAUAUACAUUAUAAGCAUUUAACUUUAUCUA
Scheffersomyces coipomensis is the source of this 1431-nucleotide messenger RNA. RefSeq lists its product as uncharacterized. The transcript has a single exon. The coding region runs from base 154 to 1305 and encodes 383 amino acids. The record is from RefSeq and is a predicted model, not a curated record. NCBI's taxonomy places the organism in Eukaryota, Fungi, Ascomycota, Pichiomycetes, Serinales, Debaryomycetaceae.